Molecule: messenger RNA, 1137 nt
Organism: Kwoniella shivajii
Lineage: Eukaryota; Fungi; Basidiomycota; Tremellomycetes; Tremellales; Cryptococcaceae
Exons: 3
Coding region: 1-1137 (378 amino acids)
Biological process (GO): tRNA transcription by RNA polymerase III
Cellular component (GO): RNA polymerase III complex; nucleus
Source: RefSeq, a predicted model, not a curated record
AUGUCGACGCAAGCUGCUCCGCCAGACGAAAUACCUAUAGAGAAGGUAGAUGAUACCAUCAACUCAUAUCCUGAUGCACGAGAAUCCGAUGGACCUGAAUUAUCCGCUCCAGAAGCGAACAUGACAGAUGUACCUGGACCUUCAACUACAUUCAUCCCUAGACAACCUUCACCGCCUCUACCUAACUUAACAACUCGACCUUUCCCAGCGAUAAAUAUCGAUUCAGACUCAGACGAUGAAGAUGAUGAACCAAUAGCUACAUUACCAAUUUACUUGUCUUCAACACUCUCACCUCAUUUUGAUAUAUAUCAAUAUCCAUUACAACAUCGAUCUUUAUCCGUUCCCACCUGGGCAAGGGAUAGGGGAAAAGAAAUCUCAGCUAGAGUAAAAGAGAAGUUUGGCAGAGUCGAAAUUGAGAUACCGGUAGAUGCAGGUCAAAGUUAUUGGAGAGAAGAAAGAGCGAGAGAUUUAGGUUUCGUGACCAAUGUCAAAAACGCAAACGGUGGUGAAGAUGAUAUCGUAGGUGGAUAUGGUUUUUCUGGAGCAGGUGGAGGUGGUUCAAGUUCGAAAGAAAAGUCAAAAGAUAAAAAAGGAAAAGAUAAGAAAUCAUCAUCGAAAGAUAAAGAAAAAUGGGGUGAUAAAAUGAGAUUAAGAAGUGAACCUGUACCGAACGCAACAGGUUAUUAUUCAGGCGUUAUUCGAGAAGGCGCUCUUCACCUGCACCCGAUAUCUAAAGUACAUCAAUUUCGUACUUCCUUGACGUAUCUAGAUGAUGCAGAUGAGAAAGCGAGAGAGAAACCGAGUAGACGCAUGAAUGGAGAUUCAGAUGAUGAAGGUAAAAAGAAACCUGCUCCAGGUCCAGUGAAAGAUCUGAGACCUCAGAGGAAAUUGUUGGAUGAAGAAGAUAAUGAUGGAAGUGGAAGUAUAAAAGAUUUCAGAAAUAAAAUGUGGUGGAUGGCUAAGAAAGAAGAAGAAGAUCACUGGGUACCAUACCAUUGGAAAUCCGGUGUCGAGGACGACGGAGUGAUCGAGGCUCUUGAGAAAUUGGUCCUUCCAGAAAGUAAGAGGGAAAGGUUGACAUGCAAGACCAGAGCUUUAGAUUAUCUUGAUAGACAAGAUAAACUCCAGAUUGUGUAA